AUGUUAUGCAUUUUUUUUAUUGUUCAAGGUACAUGUGGUCUUUUUAUUGUCUUUAUACAUACAUGUGCCAUUGUUUUUAAUUGGACAUCAGCCAAAAUGGCAGAGUUACCACCUGAACAACGUUAUUUUCUUUGGUUGGUAACUGCUUUUACUCAUUUGGUCACGAUUUUUUGUAUCAUUUGGUUUUUCAUUGGUCAUAUUUGGUUCAUUCAAGAAUUAGGUAUUGAUUUUCAUUAUAUUGUGGGUAUUUGUAUGAUUUACGAUCGUAUACAGUAUAGUCGACGAGUUUUACAUCCAUUUGAAAAGAAAAUUCAUCAUUAUCUCCAACAAUCGUCUGAAAAUGACAAAUGUCUUGAUGCAAAAGAAAAAACAGAAAAUCAGAAAAAUGUUGGUGACAAUGCUAAUAUUAAUCAAUUAUUGAUGAAUAUUUGA
Messenger RNA from Rotaria sordida, 432 nucleotides. The record is from the annotation of a GenBank genome assembly. NCBI's taxonomy places the organism in Eukaryota, Metazoa, Rotifera, Eurotatoria, Philodinida, Philodinidae.